AUGGCGGAAGAAAAGUACAAUCGGAAGAACCCAGCGGUGAAGAGGAUAUUGCAGGAGGUGAAGGAGAUGCAAUCGAACCCCUCCGAUGAUUUCAUGAGCCUCCCCCUCGAGGAGAAUAUAUUCGAAUGGCAAUUUGCAAUCAGGGGACCCUGUGAUACUGAGUUUGAGGGAGGCAUUUAUCAUGGACGUAUCCAAUUGCCUGCGGAAUACCCCUUCAAGCCUCCUUCAUUUAUGUUGUUGACGCCGAAUGGCCGUUUUGAGACCCAAACAAAGAUAUGCUUGAGUAUAUCAAAUCAUCAUCCUGAGCACUGGCAGCCUUCAUGGAGUGUUCGGACUGCUUUGACAGCACUAAUCGCCUUUAUGCCCACCGACCCAAAUGGUGCUUUGGGCUCAUUGGACUAUAAAAAAGAAGAAAGGCGUGCUCUGGCAAAUAAAUCUCGUGAAGCUGCUCCUAGAUUCGGGACUUCUGAACGUCAACAGCUAAUUGAUGAGAUUCAUGAAUACAUGCUGAGAAAGGCACCCCCAGUUCCUCAACUCAGCCCCUCACAGACUCCUGAAGAACAAUCUACCCAUCGAGAUGCAGCGGAUGCUGAAGUCCAGGUGAGUCCUCAGAAUGCCACCACAGAAUCUGCUGGGGAGGAACUUCCGAAUCUAGCUGAAGGUGACAGGAUUGUUGAAGAACUGCAAGAAGUUCCUCUGAAUGCAAAUCCCAGCCCUGCAGGAAUUAGGAUAUCGAGAGAGGUUCCUGCUGGACACUCAAGAGGGCAGCAGCUGCCGCAGAGGCCAGAAUUGAGGAUUCAAAAACCGGCUGAUGAUCGCCUUUUCACAUGGGCUGCUGUUGGGCUUACCAUUGCUAUAGCUGUUCUUCUGUUGAAGAAGUUUAUGAAAGCUAGUGGACAUGGUGCUGUUUUCAUGGACGGAUCAUAA
Messenger RNA from Ilex paraguariensis (yerba mate), 927 nucleotides. The record is from the annotation of a GenBank genome assembly. Lineage: Eukaryota; Viridiplantae; Streptophyta; Magnoliopsida; Aquifoliales; Aquifoliaceae.